This is a messenger RNA of Punctularia strigosozonata HHB-11173 SS5, 714 nucleotides long. RefSeq lists its product as uncharacterized. The record is from RefSeq and is a predicted model, not a curated record. NCBI's taxonomy places the organism in Eukaryota, Fungi, Basidiomycota, Agaricomycetes, Corticiales, Punctulariaceae. The transcript has a single exon. The coding region runs from base 1 to 714 and encodes 237 amino acids.
AUGUUCUGCUGUGCUAUCAAUCACAUCACUGUUUGCAACAACCUCUCUAUUGUGAUUUUUUACUUUGGCAAAGACGGAUCCUUGAUGCCUGGCGACGACCCUCUCAACCUUGUCAUCACACUGGAUGUGUGCAAUGUGUAUGACCGCUAUGUUCGGCCGAAGGAAGAAGCUGCGCAACGUGUUGCACCAGUGCCUUCCAAGCCCAAUGAGACGGAUGUGGAUGCAAUGACAGUUGAUGAGGACUCGGUCGAGGGUGCCCCUCUCAUGUUGAGUAAUGACAACCCUAGUGCACCUACGACAAUGAAGAACGGCCAGUCAGCCAAAUCCAAGAAGCAGCAUGGCAAGCACUCACAUUGCAACUGUGCUAAAUGUCCAACGUACGCUGUGAUGAACACCGCUCAUCGUGAGAACAUUUGUGCAACGUUCAUGUACCGCAAGCAGGAGGAAGUGAAUUGGCGUGAUGCUCGCUGUGAAGCUUCGCAUGCUGAACGUCACAGGAAGGUCCAUGGAGGAGACAAUGAUAGUGGAGGAAGGAAGAAGAUCAAGAAGUCAAAAACAAUGAUGGAGGGCACCACAGUGCAGGAGAGCAAGGUUGCUGGGCCAAAUACCGCGGGCGAUGAGGGGAAACCCAAGUCUGAGAAGAAGAAGAUGAAGAAGAUGAAGGCAGACAAGUUGGGAUCAUCUGCUGGCGUGGAUACAAUGGACGUAGCUUGA